GAAUAUCAUAUAGUCACUGGUCGAAUUCAACGGUAGAAAGAUGGCGGCUCUGAAGGAAGUGGUGUCGUUGUACCAAACUUUAAAGAACGAAUGGACAAAGAAACCGUGUAAUUUACAACAAUGCGGUCAAAUAUUAAACAAAUUAAAGAUUGGCUUGACACAGUUGAUGUUUUUACCUACAUCAAAUAGCAGCGCUUCGCAAAAGGAACUUCUAAUCGCUCGUGAUGUACUUGAGAUCGGAGUCCAAUGGAGUAUCUCUACGGAAGAUAUACCAUCGUUUGAACGUUACAUGGCACAAUUGAAGUGUUAUUACUUCGAUUACAAGUUGGAGUUACCGGAAUCUGCGUACAAGUAUCAGCUUCUAGGGUUAAACCUUCUGUUUCUGUUGUCUCAAAACAGAGUAGCCGAAUUUCACACCGAGCUGGAAUUACUUCCGUCCGAUCAAAUACAAUCAGAUGUUUAUAUAAGACAUCCUCUGAGCUUGGAACAGUAUUUGAUGGAGGGUUCAUACAACAAAAUAUUUCUCGCCAAAGGAAAUGUCCCUGCAGCGUCGUAUAAUUUCUUCAUUGAUAUUUUAUUAAAUACAAUUCGGGAUGAGAUUGGUGCCUGUAUGGAAAAUGCAUACGAUAAAAUAUCUGUCAAAGAUGCCUUGAGAAUGUUAAAUCUCACAACAGAAAAAGAAAUCAAAACAUUUGCCACGAAAAAAAAUUGGAACUUAGGAAAAGAUGGCUAUUUUUAUUUUGGAAUACCAAAUGAGAAAAAAUCUGAGGAACCAAUUCCUAGUGCCGAUUUGGCCACUUUGGCAAUAGACUAUGCAAGGGAGUUGGAAAUGAUAGUGUAAAUCUUUAAUAAAGAAGUAUAAUAAGAAUUAUAAAAAAAAUCUUUACAUGCGAUACUUGAAAUUUGUAUUUAAGAUUGAAUAAAAAAAAUGUCCAAAA
Molecule: messenger RNA, 938 nt
Organism: Neodiprion virginianus
Lineage: Eukaryota; Metazoa; Arthropoda; Insecta; Hymenoptera; Diprionidae
Gene: Rpn12
Product: 26S proteasome non-ATPase regulatory subunit 8
Exons: 3
Coding region: 41-841 (266 amino acids)
Biological process (GO): proteasome-mediated ubiquitin-dependent protein catabolic process
Cellular component (GO): cytosol; nucleus; proteasome regulatory particle, lid subcomplex
Molecular function (GO): toxin activity
Source: RefSeq, a predicted model, not a curated record